Molecule: messenger RNA, 2856 nt
Organism: Melanotaenia boesemani (Boeseman's rainbowfish)
Lineage: Eukaryota; Metazoa; Chordata; Actinopteri; Atheriniformes; Melanotaeniidae
Gene: lancl2
Product: LanC lantibiotic synthetase component C-like 2 (bacterial)
Exons: 9
Coding region: 874-2142 (422 amino acids)
Biological process (GO): carbohydrate metabolic process; peptide modification
Cellular component (GO): plasma membrane
Source: RefSeq, a predicted model, not a curated record
GUCGAGACGCGCCCUGCACCCUGUAGCCUAAACAACACCGGCGUGUUUGUCUCGAGCGGGGCGGAGGUGAUAUCCCGAUCCGCUCGGCUGCAGGAAGGAGAGCUGGACGCUGGGAUGCAGAGAGAGGCUGCGGGAGGCUGACCAACACCGACCAGGACCCACCAGGGACGGACUGCUGAGCGGAGCGCGUGCUGGUAAGCGCCAUCCCGGCUCCACCUGUCAUCACCUGCAGUGGGGCUGAGGCUGCGGACAUGUCUCCCUCCUCUGGACAGUACCGAUCCGCAUCUCAUUGUUCUGACUCCAGCUUCAUGUUUUCUACCACAGCAUCCUUCUUUUUAAUCUCAUGAACGAACAGCUGUUAGUUCAUUCACGCUGGAACAGGCAAACAGCGACGUUUUCCCUUCAAACUUCAUUUAGUCCGUCAUUUAUUUAAAAAAACUUUGUUCCGCUCCUCAUUUUAUUCAUGUUAUCAUUCUGCUUUGUAACAUCUUGCUCCGUGUUUGUAGAGAACCACAUUUCAUGUGAUAAAAUUAAAAUUACAACCCAGAAUAAGUUUUCUUAGCCGCGUGUAAAUUGUAAAUAUGGGAAAACUGCUCUUUUAAUCUAAAACGAAUCCGUGGUUAUAUUCAGAUAUUCUGCUUUGUUGUUGUUUUUUUACGACUGCUUGUUGUUUUCUAAUGAUAAUGAGAACCAGCUCCGAUGAAUGCGGCUCUUUCUGCACUGCGACAUUCAUUUGCAGUGAAGUCAUUGUUCCCAUGCUGGGCUUGGUGAAAAGCCCACAAAUGACAUUUCUCUGAAACGCUUUCGCUUUUUCCCGUGAACUGGCCCUACAGUGUGUCUGAGGACUUUUAUCCCUGCCGAGCCGCCGUAGCGAUGGGAGAUAACAUGUCAAAGAGACUAAAGUUGAUCUCAGCUACAGAGGCAGAGAUGGAGGAGCGCUCCUUCUCCAACCCCUACCCGGACUGGGACCAGGGCGUCCUCACCGCGGACGCCGGAGCAGACGUGCAAGUCAAUGAGCCGUUCAAUGCCGACGGAAAGGUUAGUGCAGCUUUCCAGAAAAAAGUCCAAAGCAAGAUGAAAGACCUGCUCCAGCAGAUGGAGGAGGGGCUGAAGACUGCCGACCCCCACGACUUCUCCACCUACACUGGGUGGACAGGUAUUGCCUUGCUGUACCUUCAGCUGCAUUGGGUCACCCACGAGGCCUCCCACCUGCAGAGGGCGCUGGACUAUGUCAAGCGAGCCAUGCGGUGCUUAAACGGCCGCAAAGUGACUUUCCUGUGCGGUGACGCAGGGCCUCUGGCUGUCGCUGCCGUCGUCCAUCACAAGCUGAACAACGCUGCAGAAAGCAUGGACUGCGUGUCCAGGCUUCUCCAGCUGCAGCGCUCAGUUCUGAGUCCGGAUGCUGAGAUGCCAGAUGAGUUGCUGUACGGCCGGGCUGGAUACCUGUACGCUCUGCUUUACAUCAACAAAGAGAUCGCAGCUGAUAUUGUGGAUGAGACCACGAUUACAAAGGUUGUGACGUCCAUUGUGGAAUCCGGGAAAAACAUGUCGGCUCAGCAGAAGAAGACGGACCGCUGCCCCCUCCUCUAUGAGUGGCACAAGAAGCAGUACAUCGGAGCUGCCCACGGCCUGGCUGGCAUCUACUGCAUGCUGAUGCAGCCUGGAGCCAGGGUCCAUCCAGACCUGCUGUCCGAGCUGCUGCGUCCCAGCAUCGACUACGUCCGCCACAAGAGGUUUCGAUCCGGGAACUUCCCGUCAUCACUGAGCAACGAGAGCGACCGACUGGUGCACUGGUGCCACGGAGCGCCUGGAGUCGUCCACAUGCUCAUCAUGGCCCAUAAGGUGUUUAAAGAGGAGAAGUACUUGAAGGAGGCUGUGGAAUGUUCGGAGGUGAUCUGGCAGCGGGGUCUGCUCAGAAAAGGCUACGGUAUCUGCCACGGCACCGCCGGAAACGGCUAUGCGUUCCUGGCCCUGUACAAGCUCACCCAGGAGAAGAAAUACCUGUAUCGUGCCUGCAAGUUUGCUGAGUGGUGUUUGGACUACGGGACUCACGGCUGUCGCAUCCCAGACAGGCCGUACUCUCUUUUUGAAGGUAUGGGCUGGAGCCAUCCAAUUACCAUGUCCAGAGAUGGAGACCCCUGAUGCCUCCUGCUUCCCUGCCUUUUGAACUUUGAGCUGCCAGGUGUUGUAUGUGAGGAUGAUGACGGAGGAGAGGUGCAGGGAGCAGAUGUUUUACUGGGUCACUGGCCUCGGGUGGUCAGGCUGAGGCAGAUGACCAGACUGGAGACGAACUGGAUGAAAGAUCGGGAAGGACGGUGUGAUUGGAUUCUGACCCACCAGGAGUCUCUGUCCUGCAGGGCAGAUAUAUGGACCCUGCGGUGGUGUCAGCAGGCAGCAAGCAGCCUGAACACUCAGACAUUAACAUCGUAGCGCUGGGCCAGAAACAGGGUGUGUAAAGGGACGGUGUUUAGGUAUCGCUACGCCUCUGCAUGCUCCGUCUUAUUGACUCUCGGUGCCUGCUUUCCUGUGUUUGUCGUGUUUUUGAGGGUUUCAGUUGUGCAGGUGUUUGUGCUCUCAUCUCUAAUUUAAUGAUCUGGUCCUCUUCUUGUCUGAUGCAUGACGUGAAUGAUCCAGGUUUUUCCAUGGUUUCCACCUGGGAGCCGGGGCUUCCAGGAGACUCGCGUGUUAGGUUUCUGGUUGUGUCUUUAACUUCCCUGCCAGUGGUCUUCGGUUGAAUCUAGACUCACGUCACACGGGGACGGCUAAUUUCACCUGCAGUGUCACAAGUGUAAUGACUCAUAAUAAAAUUCCUCAUUUUGCUUUCGCUGUUCUAUUAAAAUCUAGUUCUGUCUUUCA